Lindgomyces ingoldianus is the source of this 901-nucleotide messenger RNA. RefSeq lists its product as uncharacterized. The transcript is spliced from 3 exons. NCBI's taxonomy places the organism in Eukaryota, Fungi, Ascomycota, Dothideomycetes, Pleosporales, Lindgomycetaceae. The record is from RefSeq and is a predicted model, not a curated record. Bases 139 to 558 code for a protein of 139 amino acids.
CACAGAUGUCGACCUGGAAUGCUAUGAAAGGAAGGAGCGCUUGUGGAAAUUUUUCAUCUGACACAGUUGCAGCUGUAGAGCGACACGGUCGAAGUUUUGUAAACAAGCAAUCCCGUUUUCUCUGCUCAGCAAUUUACGAUGGAGUCAACGACAGGGAAGUGGGAAAGGGCGAAAGCUCUAGCGCUCGAUACUUGGCCUAAGACCGUCUUUACCAAUUUUCUAUACCUAGAAUUCUUUGGACGCCGUUCGAAACUUAGCCCUUACGAGUUUCUGAAAAGGACCGCCGAAGAGGUUAAGGCCGAUGCCUCGCUCUACAAAACACUCCUUGAUGCAGUUGAAGAGGCGAGCGAUGAAGACCUAGAAAAGAUGUGGAGAGAAGGAUGGGGAACCUGUAGCGCCUGGGCGAUUUUAUUAAGUUCACGACUGUCAGAGAGCCUUCAGGGCAUCAAUUUCGCCAGCGACGGUACGCACCGGACAGCAUACACCGAUGAUAGCAUUCUCUUCAACAGUAGCGCCAGAAACGCUCUGCAACUAGAAGAUCGCAAACCCGUACGAUGACGAGGCACCACCUACCUCAUGGUAGGUGUCGGGAGACUAGCCCCGGUGCUGACGUAUAAGAAAAAAGGCAAAGAAUACGACACCGAGAUAUUGAAGAAUUGGCAAGAAGCUAUUCGAGUAUCUCUACGACAGUUCCUUGAGAACCCACAAACCGUUAUUCUCUUUAGGAGCGGCAAUCUUCUCCAGUUCGAUGGCAUGGUCAAGUGGAUAAAAGGGUCCAAUCAGAUCCAGUGGUCGGAACGUAAAGGGUCAGAUGAAUUCGAGUGGCGGGCUGUCUUUAGAGACGGCAACCAAAUAACGGCAUAUGAAUGCGUAACUGAAUUUGCGAAAAUUUACUCAGAAG